AUGGCGGCGGGGCCGGGGGUGGGCAGCGGCGGCGGCGGCGGUGCGGGAGGGGCGAGCGGGAGCGGUCCCGGCGGUCCCGGCCCUCCGCCUCCGUCCUCGCUGUCGCCGGCGCCGCCGCUCUGGUACCACCGCGACCUGAGCCGGGCGGCGGCGGAGGAGCAGCUGGCACGGGCCGGGCGCGACGGCAGCUUCCUGGUGCGGGACAGCGAGAGCGUGGCAGGAGCCUUCGCCCUCUGCCUCCUGUUCCAGAAGCAUGUCCACACCUACCGCAUCCUGCCUGACGAGGAGGACUUCCUGGCAGUGCAGACGUCGCAGGGGGUGCAGGUGCGGCGGUUCCGGACCCUGAGCGAGUUGAUCUCCCUCUACCUGCAGCCCAACCAGGGGCUGGUCUGUACCCUGCUCUUCCCGGUGGAGCGGGACAAGGACAAGGACAGCCUGGAGGACAGGGACUGCUCGGACGGAGAGGAGGAGAAGCCUCCCCUGCCCCCCCGCUGCGGCUCCACCGCUGGCACUGCCAACCCCGCGGGGCUCAGCCCCUCGCCUCUGGGCUCGGCCGUGCCCGAGGGCAGCCUGGAGGGCCCCAAUGGCCUCAGCAGCAUCUCCCACGAGUACCUGAGGGGCAGCUACAGCUUGGACCUGGAGGCUGUCAGGGGUGGGGCCAGCAACCUCCCCCACCUCAACAAGACCUUGGUGACAUCCUGCAAGCGGCUCCACAGCGAGGUGGACAAGGUGCUGGCAGGGCUGGAGAUCCUCUCCAAGGUGUUUGACCAGCAGAGCUCCACCAUGGUCUCCAAGAUCCUGCAGCAGCCUGCAGGGCAGAGCGGGGAGCAGGAGCUGGAGACCUUGGUGCUGAAGCUGUCGGUGCUGAAGGACUUCCUGGCCAGCAUUGAGAAGAAGGCACUGAAGGCUGUGCAGGAGCUGAGCUCAGCUGCCCCUGCUGCCCCCACCCAGCCCCUGGCACGCAAGGCCAAGAGCAUCCCUGUGCAGACCUUUGAGGUGAAGCUGGACGUGGGGCUGGGCGAGCUGCCCAAGCUGGGCAAGUGGCAGAAGCAGAGCCUGAGCGUGGACGUGGAGGGUGGCAGGCUGGUGGUGCUGCGGCGCCAGCGCGACAGCCAGGAGGACUGGCACACCUUCGGGCACCAGCGCAUCCGGCAGCUGAUCAAGUCGCAGCGGGUGCAGAACAAGCUGGGCAUCGUCUUCGAGAAGGAGAGGGACAGGACCCAGCGCAAGGACUUCCUCUUCGUCAGUGCCAGGGUGAGUGCCCGCAGCGCCCAAAGCCCAGCUUUGCCUCCCCUGCCCCCUUGA
Pogoniulus pusillus (Red-fronted tinkerbird) is the source of this 1305-nucleotide messenger RNA. RefSeq names its product inositol polyphosphate phosphatase like 1 (gene INPPL1). Lineage: Eukaryota; Metazoa; Chordata; Aves; Piciformes; Lybiidae. The record is from RefSeq and is a predicted model, not a curated record. Gene Ontology annotation, biological process: regulation of immune response; negative regulation of insulin-like growth factor receptor signaling pathway. The coding region runs from base 1 to 1305 and encodes 434 amino acids. Gene Ontology annotation, molecular function: inositol-polyphosphate 5-phosphatase activity. The transcript has 11 exons. Gene Ontology annotation, cellular component: cytosol.